AUGACACUUAAUACCCAGCAGGAAGCGAAGACCACCCUGCGCCGUAGAGCCAGCACUCCAUUACCCCUGUCAUCCCGCGGGCAGCAGCCUGGCCGCCUGUGCACAGCACCCCCUCCUCAAUCCCAUCAUCCCCGAUUGGGUCAGUCAGCUUCCCUCAACCCUCCCAUUCGAAAACCCUCUCCAGCCCAGGAUGGGUGGUCCUCUGAAUCCAGCGACUCUGAAGGCUCUUGGGAGGCCCUCUACCGAGUGGUGCUGCUAGGAGACCCCGGCGUUGGGAAGACCAGCCUGGCCAGCCUCUUCGCAGGGAAGCAAGAGCGGGACCUUCAUGAACAGAUGGGAGAUGUGUACGAGAGAACACUAUCGGUGGAUGGAGAGGACACCACCCUGGUCGUCAUGGACACCUGGGAGGCCGAGAAACUGGAUGAAAGCUGGAGCCGGGAGUCGUGCCUGCAGGCAGGGAGCGCCUACAUCGUCGUCUACUCCAUCGCAGAUCGCAGCAGCUUCGAGAGCGCUUCAGAGCUCCGCAUCCAGCUGAGGCGCACGCAUCGGGCCGACCACGUGCCCAUCAUCCUGGUGGGCAACAAGGCAGACCUGGCCCGCUGCCGGGAGGUCUCGGUAGAAGAGGGCCGCGCCUGCGCAGUGGUGUUCGACUGCAAGUUCAUCGAGACUUCAGCCACUCUGCAGCACAAUGUGAUGGAGCUCUUUGAGGGCGUGGUGCGCCAACUGCGCCUGCGCCGCCAGGACAGCAUGGCCUCAGAGGCACCAUCACCGCGACGACGGGCCAGCCUGGGCCAGCGUGCCCGCCGCUUCCUGGCGCGCCUGACAGCACGCAGCACACAACGCCGGGCACUCAAGGCCCGCUCCAAGUCCUGCCACAACCUGGCUGUGCUCUGA
Messenger RNA from Cricetulus griseus (Chinese hamster), 894 nucleotides. NCBI's taxonomy places the organism in Eukaryota, Metazoa, Chordata, Mammalia, Rodentia, Cricetidae. The record is from RefSeq and is a predicted model, not a curated record.